Messenger RNA from Mucor mucedo, 1637 nucleotides. RefSeq names its product Nedd8 activating enzyme E1 subunit 1. The transcript is spliced from 10 exons. Gene Ontology annotation, cellular component: cytoplasm. The coding region runs from base 52 to 1623 and encodes 523 amino acids. Gene Ontology annotation, molecular function: NEDD8 activating enzyme activity. NCBI's taxonomy places the organism in Eukaryota, Fungi, Mucoromycota, Mucoromycetes, Mucorales, Mucoraceae. Gene Ontology annotation, biological process: protein neddylation. The record is from RefSeq and is a predicted model, not a curated record.
UGCAGCCAUAUUAUAAAAAACACCUUCUUUUUUCUUCCUUCGUUCCUCAUUAUGUCGAAUCCUGUUGACUUAAAAACCCAAAAAUACGAUCGUCAAUUAAGACUUUGGGCAACAACCGGACAGCAAGCUUUGGAAGAGGCCAAUAUUUGUUUACUCAAUGCUACUCCAACUGGGUGUGAGAUUCUCAAGAAUCUCGUUUUACCAGGCGUUGGCCAUGUAACCAUCGUAGAUGAGCAAAAAGUUACGAAGCAAGACAUACACAACAACUUCUUUUUAGAUCCCGACAGCACAGGUCAAUCCAAAGCAAAAUUAGCGGCAGAAUUGCUCCAGGAGCUGAACGAAGAUGCUUCUGUUGUGCACAUAGAGAGGAAUCCAUCCGAUCUUAUUCAUAACAGUCCUGAGUUCUUUGAUCCAUUUUCCAUGAUUGUCACUGUAAAUAUGGUUCACGAUGAUAUGUUAAAGCUUUCGACUAUCUGUAAUGAAUCCAGUAAAAUUUUGAUUGCUGUUAAGAAUAAGGGUUUGGUCGGAGUCUUUAGCAUACAAUCACCAGAGCAUACAGUGAUCGAAACGCACCCUGAUAAUGCAACUGACCUUCGCCUAGCAACCCCAUUUCAGCACUUGGUUGAUUAUGUAGAUACUUUCAACUUGGAUGAGUUAGAUCAAACAGAUCAUGGCCAAGUACCAUUUGUUGUUGUGCUUUUAAAAUAUGUCGACGCAUGGAAAAAGGAAGAUAAUUCAAUCCAAAUUCCCUUGUCAUACCAGCAGAAAAAGGAGUUGGAAAAAAGGAUUGCAGCAGGAAAGAGAACGCCGGAUGAAGAGAACUUUGAUGAGGCCAUUUCCAAUGCUUGGAGACUUUGUUCAAAUGAUCAUAUCUCAGAUGAAGUCCGUCAUAUUUUUGAAGAGCCAUCAUGUCAGAGUGCCCAUAGUGACUCACCUCAUUUUUGGAUUUUAGCCCGAGCAGUACGCGAUUUUGUAGAGAAUGAAGGCGGUGGACAUCUUCCUCUUUCUGGAAAGUUACCUGACAUGAAAUCUGAUACAUUAAAUUACAUUGGUUUACAAAAUGUUUAUCGUGAAAAAGCUUUAUGUGAUUUGGAAGCUGUAAAAAAAAGAGUGAGAGGAUUUUUGGAAGGUUCUGAGGUUAGUAUUCCUGAUGAGACCAUCGAAAUAUUUUGCAAAAAUGCCUCCAACGUGAGAGUAAUCCAAUACCGUCCCCUUACCGAGAAUCAUGUGUUAGCGGAAAAACUAGUUAACUGGGUAAAAACUGAUGAGAAUAUCUGUUAUCUCUUGGCCUAUUAUGGAGCUGACAAGUUCCGUUCAAAGUAUGGUCAUUUACCUGUCUCCCAGGUGGAUUUCAAUCCAUUCAAGGAGGAGGUACAAGCGUAUAUUGAAAGUUUGGGCGUGUCCUCUGCAGAUACUCAAGAGGUCAUGUCAAGUGAAGCAACGGAUAAGGCUAUUCUAAAUUUUAUAAGAUUUGGCGAUAUGGAAACCCCGAAUUUGGCUGCUCUUAUUGGUGGCUUAGCGGCACAAGAAGCGAUUAAAUUGAUAACUCAUCAAUAUAUCCCAAUUAAUAACACGUGUGUAUUUAACGGCAUUACUUCAACCAGUAGUGUAUUUGAAAUAUAGUUUAAAAUAAAUAA